This is a messenger RNA of Cricetulus griseus (Chinese hamster), 3402 nucleotides long. The record is from RefSeq and is a predicted model, not a curated record. NCBI's taxonomy places the organism in Eukaryota, Metazoa, Chordata, Mammalia, Rodentia, Cricetidae.
AUUUCCCGUCCUUUCAUUCAGCUAUAUGACUUUGGCUUUCAAGAUCCUCUUCCCGAGAAACCUUUGUGCCCUUGGCAGAAAAGAACUGUGCCUGUUCUCAGAACAGAAUCACUGGCCUGUCAUAAGACAGUUCAGCCAGUGGUCGGAAACAGAUCUCCUUCGUGGGUGCUGCCUCCUCCAGAGAAGAAAGCCUGUCCUAUCUUUCCAGGGAGGUCAUCUAAGACCACGUGCCACCCACCUUGUUUUCUUCCCAGGGUCGCAUGUGGGACUCUAUACUGGCCCCUAUGAGAUGGCGGAGCAGCGGUUCUGUGUGGACUAUGCCAAGAGGGGCACAGCUGGUUGCAAGAAAUGCAAGGAGAAGAUUUUAAAGGGCGUAUGCCGCAUUGGCAAAGUGGUGCCCAAUCCCUUCUCAGAGUCUGCGGGCGAUAUGAAAGAGUGGUACCAUGUUAAGUGCAUAUUUGAGAAACUGGAGCGGGCUCGGGCUACCACAAAAAAAAUUGAAGACCUCACAGAGCUAGAAGGCUGGGAAGAGCUGGAAGAUGACGAAAAGGAACAGAUCAGCCAGCACAUUGCAGACCUGUCCUCUAAGGCAGCUGGGACACCUAAGAAGAAAACCGCUGUCCAGGCUAAGGUGACAACCACUGGCCAGGUGUCAUCCCCAGUGAAAGGUGCUUCGUUUGUCACCAGUACCAAUCCUCGGAAAUUUUCUGGAUUUUCAGCAGCCAAAACCAACAACUCUGAGCAAGGCUCCUUAAGCUCUGCCCCUAAGACAAGUCUGUCUACAAGUAAAUGUGACCCUAAGCACAAAGACUGUCUACUACGAGAGUUCCGGAAGCUGUGCGCCAUGGUGGCUGAAAAUCCUAGCUACAAUACAAAGACCCAGAUCAUCCAGGACUUCUUGCAGAAAGGCUCUGCAGGAGAUGGCUUCCACGGUGAUGUGUACCUAACAGUGAAGCUACUGCUGCCGGGAGUCGUUAAGAGUGUUUACAACUUGAACGAUAAGCAGAUUGUGAAACUUUUUAGCCGAAUUUUUAAGUGCAACCCAGAUGAUAUGGCCCGGGACCUAGAACAGGGUGACGUAUCAGAGACGAUCAGAGUCUUCUUUGAGCAGAGCAAGUCUUUCCCCCCAGCUGCCAAGAGCCUCCUCACCAUCCAGGAAGUGGAUGCCUUCCUCCUGCACCUCUCCAAGCUCACCAAAGAGGAUGAGCAGCAGCAGGCCCUGCAGGACAUUGCCUCCAGGUGUACAGCCAAUGACCUUAAGUGCAUCAUCCGGCUGAUCAAGCAUGAUCUGAAGAUGAACUCGGGUGCAAAGCAUGUGUUAGAUGCCCUUGACCCCAAUGCUUAUGAAGCCUUCAAAGCCUCGCGAAACCUGCAGGAUGUGGUGGAGCGAGUCCUUCACAAUGAGCAGGAGGUGAAGUACCAAGGCCAGCGACGGACUCUGAGCGUUCAGGCCUCACUGAUGACUCCUGUGCAGCCCAUGCUGGCUGAGGCCUGCAAGUCCAUCGAGUAUGCAAUGAAGAAGUAUCCCAAUGGCAUGUUCUCUGAGAUCAAGUACGAUGGUGAGCGAGUCCAGGUGCAUAAGAAGGGGGACCACUUCAGCUACUUCAGCCGCAGUCUCAAGCCUGUCCUGCCUCACAAGGUGGCCCACUUUAAGGACUACAUCCCCAAAGCCUUUCCUGGGGGUCAGAGCAUGAUCUUGGACUCCGAAGUGCUCCUGAUUGACAACAACACUGGCAAACCACUGCCCUUUGGGACUCUGGGAGUGCACAAGAAAGCUGCCUUCCAGGAUGCUAAUGUUUGCCUGUUUGUUUUUGAUUGUAUCUACUUUAAUGAUGUCAGCUUGAUGGACAGGCCUCUCUGUGAGAGAAGGAAGCUUCUUCACGACAACAUGGUUGAAAUCCAGAACCGGAUCAUGUUCUCAGAAAUGAAGCAAGUCACAAAAGCCUCCGACCUGGCUGACAUGAUAAACCGGGUGAUCCGAGAGGGCUUAGAAGGGCUGGUGCUAAAGGAUGUAAAGGGUACAUACGAGCCUGGGAAGCGACACUGGCUGAAAGUUAAGAAAGAUUAUUUGAACGAGGGGGCCAUGGCAGAUACAGCUGAUCUGGUGGUUCUUGGGGCCUUCUAUGGGCAAGGGAGCAAAGGUGGUAUGAUGUCCAUCUUCCUCAUGGGCUGCUAUGACCCUGACAGCCAGAAGUGGUGCACUGUCACCAAAUGUGCUGGAGGCCACGAUGAUGCCACACUUGCCCGACUGCAGAAGGAGCUAGAUAUGGUGAAGAUCAGCAAGGAUCCCAGCAAGAUACCUAGCUGGCUGAAGAUCAACAAGAUCUACUAUCCUGACUUCAUUGUUUCAGACCCAAAGAAAGCUGCUGUGUGGGAGAUCACAGGGGCAGAAUUUUCCAAAUCUGAGGCUCACACUGCUGAUGGGAUCUCCAUCCGAUUUCCUCGAUGCACUCGAAUCCGGGACGACAAGGACUGGAAAUCUGCCACUAACCUCCCCCAACUCAAGGAACUAUACCAGCUGUCCAAAGAAAAGGCAGACUUCGAUGUAGUGGCUGGAGAUGAGGGGAAUUCCAGUACCGGAGGUAGCAAUGGUGAGAAUGAGGGCACUGCUGGGUCUGCUGCACCCCACAAGGCCCCCAAGGCACCUCCUAGUAAGUCCUCUGCCAGUGACAAGAAGGCCAAACAGAAGCUGAAUAACCCCAACAGCAGAGAUGGCAACAAGGUGAUUCCAAAGCCUUCCCCCAUGAAACCAGGAGACAAGCUGGCUAUGAAGUCUUCUCCAGUGAAAGUAGGGGUGAAGAGGAAAGCUGCUGAUGAAACCCAGUGCCCGACAAAGGUACUGUUGGAUGUCUUCACUGGGGUGCGGCUCUACUUGCCUCCUUCCACACCAGACUUCAAACAGCUCAAACGCUACUUUGUGGCAUUCGAUGGAGACCUGGUACAAGAAUUUGACAUGGCCUCCGCCACACAUGUGCUGGGUAACAGGGACGACAACACUGAGGCCCAGCUGGUCUCUCCAGAGUGGAUUUGGGCAUGUAUCCGGAAACGGAGGCUGAUAGCUCCCUGCUAGGACUUUGGUCUUGCUUGCUCUUUGAGCUGUCCUCACGUUCCUACUCUACUUCUACAUGAGGCUCAGCCUGGAUGGUAGGGGCUGUUCGCUAAGCAGUGCACCUUCUUACACCCUCCAACUCUUCAUGGUCCCUUAUGGAUCAGGAGUUGCUAUGGGCACAAGCAAUUCUCUUGCUAGUUUAACUAGAUCUUUCAGAUCUGGGUGCUAGCUUUGUCUUCUUGUUGAAAAAGAAGCCAACCUUAGUUAUUUGAGGUGCUGAUAACCAACCUACACCCUUAUACAUGCUCGGCACAGUGUUCUGCCAUUGAAAUACAAUUUUAUAAGAAAUCCAA